UUCGGAGGAUCUAUGAUUCUUAAAUUUGUUUCUAUGUUUCUCUAAUCUUUUAUCAUUAAUGUUAUAUUUUUCUGAUUCUAUAAAGGAUUGACAUUUUUUAUCUUGUUGCUUUCUCUGAGAAAUAUAAGGUUUAGCAAUUGUUUUCAUAGAUGACUCAUGAGACAGAGAUAUUGCUCUAGGAAAACUCAGAUUGUUAUCAAUAUUGUGGACAUGUUUGGCUUUUUUAUUAAUUACAGUUUCUUUUUGUUUCUUUUUUAUAACUUCAUUACAUGAAUAGUUAAGAUCAUCAUCUGAAGCAUCUGAUGAAUUAGGACUUGCAAUUUCAUAGUUCUGUACAACUGAUUUUUCUACAGGUAGAUUAAUAACAUUUGAGAACUUAUUUGUCACUGAUACAUUAUUUCUUGACAAAUGUUGAAUAUUUUUUUGCUGAUUUUCCAUGAAUGAUGUAUCCACUGAUACUUGGCUAUUAAGUGGUUUCGAUACCAAUGUCUUACUUUUCAAUGUUUUAUGAACAAGAGCAAAAUUAUCUUUUUCUGAUAUAUCAGUUUCAGUUUCACAAAAACUUCGUUUUUUACUUUUAAUACAUAAAUCACUUUCUCUUGAAUGAUUAUCUAAAGAUUUUAAUGUUGACAAUUUAAUAUCUGAUAAAUUUCUCUUGAGGUGAGAUGAAUUACUCUUCUCUUCUUGUAUCAUAGUGUCGAUAGAGGAUGUAUAAGAACUUGUUUGUUCAUCACUGAAAAUAUCUCUUUCCGAUGACUGAUUAAUCGGUUGUAAAUUUUUAUGUAAACUGUUUCUUAAAAUCAAUUUUCUUUUAUCCAUAGCAACUUUAGAAAAUUUUUUUCUCUUUCGCAAUAUACUCAAAAUUAAAACUGUUUAAAUUCGAACAAGAUAACACUUCACAAUUACAACUAUUAAUUGACAACUACGAAACGAAGUUUGAAAGCCGAUUUCACUAUAGCCAUAAUACUAUAUAUACAGUAUAGACACUGAAUCUUUCAAUGGUCUCUAAAGCCUAGUCUACAAUAGCCAUAACUCUAUAGAGUGCGAUCCACUUGGUGCUACAAAUGCUUCAAAGCAAUUUUUGAUUGGUCAAUUCAUAAUAUUUUUGUUCUGAUUGGUUAAUCCAAUGUUUCGAAGGAUUUGUAGCAGCAAGUGGAUCGCACCCAUAAUCUCAUAGUAGCAGUUUUCUAAUUAAGACAUGGGAUCGAUCUCACAAACUCCGGUUAAUCCAUAAAUCUUACAGUACUAGAUAUGCCUUCUGACUAAAAUUCUGUUCUGAGUUGAUAAAGCGAGAGAGCAAUAUCUUAUAUCCUUAUAUCCUUUAUCAUGUACUUUUGGAAAGUAAAGUAAGGAUAGAAGAUACAUAUCUACUGUUUUUCAGACUGAUUCUCCAUGCAUUUUUAUGUGCCACGGCUCUAAGCAUGCGCGAAAAAGAUAUUCCCCCAACGGGGGUUGCGCGGGCAACGCAAACCAAUUUUACAUAAACAGUCGUACGUUUAUGUGGACUGUGAACAAAGUGUUAUAAAGAGGAAAAAAGAAAAUGUAGAUUCAUGUGGCAGCGAAAUUUUAAGAUUUAGUAUCUAAUUGUGAGAUUUGUUGCCAUUUGUUGGAUUUGAAACAGAAAUGUGAAGGGGAUGCAUAAAAUGGAUAUUUUUGACGUGCUGCUCGAAGCUACGGAACCCCGUGUGAUAACGCAAAGUUUACUCAUUUCUUUAGCAAUCAAUCAGGGACCAAAGAAAGAAGGAGGCAGAUUAUUUCUUCAGGACGGAAUCGAGUUGGAUAAAUUAGAAGAAAUUCGUAUUGAAUUCUUGAAGAUUUUAAACAUUGAUCAUCUCUGGUUGUUGACAAAUUUAGUCAAAUUGUCGCUAUCUCAUAACGUUAUCGAGAGAAUAGAGAAUUUAGAUGAACUUUGUCAUUUGAAGGAACUGGAUCUUUCAUUUAAUCGCAUUAGUGUUAUGGAAAAUUUGAAAAAUCUGCAUCAAUUAGAAAUUCUGCUUCUGUACAGUAACGAGAUCUCGGAUGUACAGGGGAUAAGCGAUUUGAAGAAAUUGAUCAUUUUAAACAUUGGUAAAAAUAAGAUCAAUGACUGGAAGCAUAUUGUAUAUCUACGUGAUUUCAAAUCACUCAAAAGUUUGAACACGUGUGACAAUCCUUGCACAGAGAUGGACGGAUAUUUGGAUUAUUUAUUUGCAUUUUUGCCUCAAUUGAUUUAUUGUCAGUAUAAAAUGAUAUCUGAAAGCGAGCGUCGAUGUGCCAUCGAUAAACACUACCGUUUAAUUAGCAAUCUUGAGGAAAACGAGGCAAAAAUGCAAACAGAAUUGGCAUUGCAACGAGAAAUUGAAGACAAAAUUGCAUUACUAACUAUAGCUUAUGUGGAAUAUCUUGAUGAAGAUUACCUCUUUCAACAAAUGUUUUCCCUUGAUAAAGCAGGUAAAAUUUUAUCUACAAUAAACAAAGAUACACAGGAUGCAUUUGAGAAAUAUAAGAAGUCUUUCAUUGCAAUAUGUCAUGAGUUAUGUGAACUAGGUUUACAAGAGCAUGAUAAAAGAACAGAGGAAAUAAGAUUGUUUAAAGUUGUUGUUAACGAAGGUAAAGAAAAUAUGCAAAUUGAAGCAAGAAGUAUGAUGGAUAUGGUCAACACAUUUAUAGAACUUGCACGAGAAAAUUUUUCUCUAUUACGCAACGCAGAAAUUGAAUAUAAUAAUAUUAUAAAUGAGUUGGUUUUAUAUUAUCUAAAUGGUUUUGAGACUGAAUCACAUAUACCAUCUCAUCUUAAAGAUCUAUGUGGCAAUAAAGAUAUUUUGACUAUAACUCUUGCUGCGUCGCACGAUAUACAUUUACGAGUAAUAAAUGAUCGAGAGGAGCGCAUGAUAAAUCGAUUUAAUAAUUGGCUCAAAGAUUAUGUUGAUCAAUUAAUUGUGAAUGAAGAUAAAAGGAAUCGUCAACACAUAUUAGAAAUAUCACAUUUUUUUGAAUUUCAACAACAACAGCUUAAUUUAUUAAGCUUACAACAAUUAGAUUUGGCAGGUGUCGAUUUAAAUGAUAAUGGUAUAUUGAAAAAUUAUUAAUCAAUGUAUUACAUUUUUAUCUG
Molecule: messenger RNA, 3091 nt
Organism: Pogonomyrmex barbatus (red harvester ant)
Lineage: Eukaryota; Metazoa; Arthropoda; Insecta; Hymenoptera; Formicidae
Product: dynein regulatory complex subunit 3
Cellular component (GO): cilium
Molecular function (GO): protein binding
Source: RefSeq, a predicted model, not a curated record